Molecule: messenger RNA, 2328 nt
Organism: Egretta garzetta (little egret)
Lineage: Eukaryota; Metazoa; Chordata; Aves; Pelecaniformes; Ardeidae
Gene: DPP10
Product: dipeptidyl peptidase like 10
Exons: 25
Coding region: 85-2328 (747 amino acids)
Biological process (GO): proteolysis
Molecular function (GO): serine-type peptidase activity; dipeptidyl-peptidase activity
Source: RefSeq, a predicted model, not a curated record
GGAAGUAACAGCCCUCCGCAGAGGAACUGGAAGGGAAUUGCUAUUGCGCUGCUGGUGAUUCUAGUUGUUUGUUCACUCAUCACUAUGUCUGUCAUUCUUUUAACCCCAGAUGAACUCGCAAAUUCAUCAGAAACCAGGUUGUCCUUGGAAGAUCUCUUCAGAAAAGAGUUCAUCAUUCAUAAUCCAGAAGCUAAAUGGAUUAAUGAUACAGCAGUGGUGUAUAAAAAUAGGAAUGGACAUGUUGUUGAACUGAAUGUAGAAACAAAUACAACUACGUUAUUAUUGGAAAAUACAACUUUUGUAACAUUCAAAGCAUCAAGAUACUCCGUUUCACCAGACUUAAGAUUUGUUCUUCUUGCGUAUGAUGUUAAACAGGUUUUUCAUUAUUCUUAUACUGCUUCAUAUGUGAUUUACAACAUACAUACAAGGGAAGUUUGGGAGUUAAACCCUCCAGAAGUAGAGGAUUCAGUUUUACAGUAUGCAGCCUGGGGCGUCCAAGGACAGCAACUGAUUUAUAUUUUUGAAAAUAACAUCUACUAUCAGCCUGAUGUAAAGAGUAGCUCAUUGCGCCUGACAUCUUCGGGAAAAGAAGGAAUUAUUUUCAAUGGAAUUGCAGACUGGUUAUAUGAAGAGGAACUUCUUCAUUCUCACGUUGCCCACUGGUGGUCUCCAGACGGUGAAAGACUGGCGUUCCUGACCAUAAAUGACUCUCUGGUGCCGAACAUGGUUAUUCCCCGGUUUACUGGAGGUCUAUAUCCAAAAGGAAAACAGUAUCCAUAUCCUAAGGCAGGUCAAACAAAUCCAGCAAUAAAGCUGUUUGUAGUUAAUCUGUAUGGACCAGCACAUACACUGGAACUGAUGCCACCUGACAGCUUUAAGUCAAGGGAAUAUUACAUCACCAUGGUGAAAUGGAUAAGCAACACCAAAGCUGUGGUGAGAUGGUUAAACAGACCUCAGAAUAUCUCCAUCCUUACAGUUUGUGAAACCACGACUGGGGCUUGCAGCAGGAAAUAUGAAAUGCAGUCAGACCUGUGGCUUCCUAAACAGAACGAAGAACCAGUUUUCUCCAAGGAUGGCAGUAAGUUCUUCAUGACUGUCCCAGUGAAGCAGGGAGGCCGGGGCGAAUUUCACCACAUAGCCAUGUUUAUUGUUCAGGCUAAAAGUGAACAAAUCAGUGUGAGACACCUGACAUCAGGAAACUGGGAAGUUAUCAAAAUCCUGGCGUAUGAUGAAAAUACUCAAAAGAUUUAUUUCUUAAGCACUGAAGAAUCGCCAAGAGGAAGACAGCUACAUAGUGUAUCAACAGUGGGAUCAUUGAAUCGUCAGUGUCUCUCAUGCAACUUCUUGAAAGACCAGUGCACAUACUUCAGUGCAAAGUUUAGCCCCAUGAAUAGGCAUUUUUUACUGCACUGUAAAGGCCCAGGCGUUCCGGUUGUUAGCGUGCACAGUACAAGUAAUACUGCAAAGUUUUAUAUUUUGGAAAAUAAUGCUGUGUUGAAAGAAGCUGUUUUUAAGAAAAAGAAUUCCAGGACUGAAAUUAAAAUGCUUCACAUUGAGGAUUACGAACUCCCUUUGCAGUUGUCACUGCCAAAAGAUUUCACGGAUCGAAACCAGUAUGCCCUUCUAUUAAUAAUUGAUGAAGCUCCAGGCAGCCAGUUGGUUACAGAUAAGUUUCACAUUGACUGGGACUCAGUGCUUGUCAACUCUGAUAAUGUCGUCGUAGCUCGAUUUGAUGGCAGAGGGAGUGGAUUUCAAGGCCUUAAGAUUCUACAGGAGGUCCACCGAUGCUUGGGAUCAGUGGAAGUGAAGGACCAAAUAGCCGCUGUAGAAUCACUGUUGAAACAGCCCUUCAUUGAUCCUAAGAGACUGAGUAUAUUUGGAAAGGGGUACGGUGGCUACAUUGCAUCAAUGAUCCUGAAAUCCAGUGAACGGCUCUUCAAGUGUGGAGCUGUGGUGGCACCAAUUACAGAUAUGAAGUUGUAUGCCUCAGCUUUUUCAGAAAGAUACCUUGGUAUUCCAUCAAAAGAGGAAAAUACCUAUCAGGCAUCCAGCGUAUUACACAAUCUUCAUGGUUUAAAAGAAGCGAAUUUGCUAAUAGUUCACGGGACAGCUGAUAGUAAAGUCCACUUCCAGCAUUCAGCAGAACUAAUUAAACAUCUAAUAAAAGCUGGCGUUAAUUACACUAUGCAGAUCUACCCGGAUGAAGGUCAUAACAUUGCUUCUGAGAAAAGCAAAUAUCACCUUUACAGCACAAUCCUGGGGUUUUUUAGUGCUUGCUUAAAGGAGGAGACACCAAUUUUACCACAGGAACCUGAAGAGGAUGAAUAA